AUUUUAAGUGGUUGCCCUCUAAGUGCUCCCAAUGUUAGGAGGCAGUUUAAGAAAUGACUGGGUCAUCUAUCCACCAGCCCUCCAGCUUCUCAACUUUCCUUUGCCACAGCAGCAAGAGCAGGCUCCUGGAACUUUGGUUCGAUACGAGCAUCCUUCGAUACACCAGCUUCGCUUAGCACCCCGUAGAUUAAGGGCACGACGUUCGGUUGUGGAAGGCGAAGGCUCCAGAGGACUGGACAACGGAAAUGGCGACUCGUCGAAAAUAAUAUUUGUGCGGCGCUGCUACAUGAUGGCUGGAUUGUUUUCGACUACAACUGCGAUCCUUGCCAUAAUCCUGUCCAAGGUAAUUCCUCCGGAGGCAGAUCUUAUAAUGGCAGGAUUCAUAAGUGCAAUGGUGUCCCUAAUGUUUCUCUUUGUCUUCUGUAUUUUGACCAAGUUGCGGAGUUUUUAUUGGUAUAGUUUCAUCAUGGCCGGGUUGUUUGUAAGUCUGGCAGGUUUGGGCGUUAUUCUGCUUCUCCUGGAGCGGAACCUUUCCCGCGUGUGCAUUGCCCUUCUGGUGGCCUCCGCCAUGACUGUGAUAUGCUAUUUCGCUGGCGCAUGGAUACCCAAGAUCAUCCUCCCCGGAGAGAGGACCAUGUUCCUCCUGCUCGUCAUUUUCGUGAUGUCCUCAAUCUUUGUGAUGACCAUGUAUAUCUUCACAGACAAUUGGAUCUACCAGUUGGUGUACUUCACGUUAUUGGCCACUUUGCUAAUACCCGCAUCCGUUUACCAUGCUCAGGUGGUUCAUUCCAGGCGAUUCCAGCUGCCCGAUUACGAAUUCGUUAUUUGCGCCGUCAACAUCUAUCUGCACUUUCUGUUGUUCUUUGCGGCCUUUUACUUUGUCAUCUGGGCUCCCAAAUGGUGAGAGUUAUAGGAGUUAAUUUAACGUGUCCGUGUAAAAUAAAAAGAAGGCUUUAAUGAGAAAAGAU
Messenger RNA from Drosophila melanogaster (fruit fly), 968 nucleotides. RefSeq lists its product as uncharacterized. NCBI's taxonomy places the organism in Eukaryota, Metazoa, Arthropoda, Insecta, Diptera, Drosophilidae. The record is from RefSeq and is marked reviewed. Bases 32 to 904 code for a protein of 290 amino acids. The transcript has a single exon.